GCCGCCGCCGAGGCGCCGUUCGCCGCCGCGCCCGGCCCGGCCAUGCUGCGGCCGGAGCCCCUCUGCCUCCUCUUCCUGGUGCUCCUGCGCGGCGGCUGGGCCGAGACCCCCGCUCCUCCGGCCGCCUCGAGCCCGCUCAACGGCACCGGGCCGCCGCGCGCCGCCGGCGGUAACGGGACGCGGCCGGGGCCGCCGUGGGGCGCGGGGCUGCCGCAGGGGCCCGGGCUGCCGGUGCUGAAGCGGGCCCUGUACGUGCUCAGCGCCCUCUCCGCGCUCGCCGCGCUCUACUUCCUCCUGCGGGCCGUGCGUUCUAGAUCAGAGCGACCCAGAAACGAACUCAAAACUAAUUUCAGGUUGAAGAAACCUCAGCGGAAGAAAUACGGUCUUCUUUCAAACUAUGAUGAAAACAUAGAGAUGGCUUCGUUUGACAGUGAUGAGGACACAGUGUUUGAGACAAGAAAUCUGAAGCGGUAA
Molecule: messenger RNA, 474 nt
Organism: Rhea pennata
Lineage: Eukaryota; Metazoa; Chordata; Aves; Rheiformes; Rheidae
Gene: FAM174C
Product: family with sequence similarity 174 member C
Exons: 2
Coding region: 43-474 (143 amino acids)
Cellular component (GO): extracellular region
Source: RefSeq, a predicted model, not a curated record